AUGCAGCAAAUUGUCUCUGUGCUAGGGGGAUUUGAGAAGGCAACACGAGAAAUGUCAAGUGAGUCAUUCAUCUCAGUGUCAAAAAUAAUUCCUCUGGUUCACUUGCUGCAAGGUGCUCUUGGUGGCAGUUCAACUCAAGUUGUUAAUGAGUCCCAAUCGCUUGAAUCUAAGCUCAAAGCAGAACUGAAGCGUCAAUUGAAAAGAAGAUUUUCCCAACUAGAGUCUAACCAUACUGUUUCGCCAUCAACUAUUUUAGAUCCGCGAUUCAAGAAAAUUGCUUUUUGCAGUGCUGAUAAUGCUGAACGAACUAUUGAUAGAAUUUCAGCGGAAGCUUGUAACAUAAUCACGAAUGAUACUAAUGAAAGCGGCACAUCGAUGUCAGCGA
Paramuricea clavata is the source of this 385-nucleotide messenger RNA. The record is from the annotation of a GenBank genome assembly. NCBI's taxonomy places the organism in Eukaryota, Metazoa, Cnidaria, Anthozoa, Malacalcyonacea, Plexauridae.